AUGGCCCCUCUCAUUUCGUCCUCCCUGUCCACAGACAUUGAAGACCGCCAUCAACAGCCGCCCAACGGAAGACUGCGACCUGACGGUACCGUCUCCCCUUCCCUACUACAAGUGGCACCCCACGACCGCAGGAAACAUAAGACACAACCCAGCGUGACUUCGGUACCAGUUGAGGAUCCAACCCAAGAGCUAUACCCGUUUCCAGAUCUGCCAACGGCAGGUGAUGGCCUUCAGCACGAAGACUUCCCAACGUACACCACACCAGCAGAACUAAUGUCGAGGGCCGCCGUUGAUGGGGGCCUGGAUCUUUCCUUUGACGAUUAUAUGACGCCAGAUCAGUCCACAGACAACUACAUAAGUGAGCACACCACCCCUCAGGAAGCUAUCUGGGAACGCGAGUUCCAGUACCUGCCAACGAACGGGGCCUCACUUCCACAUAUCCUCGACAGCUCCUCCCAGCAUUCUGGACACGAGGAGCUUCCGCCGACGGCAUUGCAAGAGCCAUACAAAAGUGCAAGUUUGGAUCAGCCCAGAUACAUCUCUGGUGCGGAUCUGCUCACACCGAGUCCACCUGGCAGCGCGAGGCCAGCGCCUGCACAGCUUGUUGCAGUUCAGAAUAACGACAUGGGUCGGCUAAAUAAGAAGCGUGGGGCCGAUACGCUUCAGCUAUCAACCGACGCUCGGUCGUUACAUCCUCAACCAUCGCGACAUGGCUCCGUCAGCCCCGUUAUCAUGGUAUCUUCUCACUCGCAUGGCGACUCACCAGCGCAUGCGACCCCUCCCACGCACAGGAGUCUCACUCGGCCAGGGCAAAGUUCUGCUAGCGGCGAACAUGUCUCGUAUUCACGUCUGAGACUUCCAGGAGCGCCCGACGCGGGUGUUCAAGAUAGCGCUAGUCCACGGACAGGGCAGGAUCCCACCAACAGGACUCUCAGUGAAGUCGCGACCGUGAACGAGCUUGCUGAAAACCUUCAGCUCAACGCACGGAAUGAACACGUAGAGAACUGGUUGAUCAAGACCGAGUCUAUCGUCGAUCAGGUAGCACGCCGUACGGACCGUCCACGGGCAUUGAGCACUGGUGUCAGGGUAGACGCGAUGGGUCUUCCCAAGUUUUCUGACGCCAGCAUACCUGGACCAGGUGUAAUGAUUGACGAAGACAGCACAGACGACUACUCCGAUGAUAGCUCUUACGUCGAGGCGCUCGCUUCCGAGAGUGGCAGCGAAGCUCCGGAGUCGCCUCCAGUGGAGGAAGAUGACUUAAAUGGGGAAGUAGCAGAUCGGAGCUAUUUUCCGCGGUUUGAAGACGAGGAAAUCCCGCCGGAGAUGCUGGAGCCAUUACCACGUCAGUUCUAUCGGAGAGGGCCGUGGCAAGAUCCACUCACUGGCCCCAUUUACAACGAUCAAUGGCAACCAUUUUCCUCGAAUGCGGCAAUGGUCAGAUACAACGAAGAGUCUGCCAAGUGGGAGACAGCUUCGCGUGCUGCCACGUGGGGCACGAGACGGCGGCUGAGCGAUGGCGAGGUUCAGUCCAUAGUCGAUGGCAGCCGAGUCCGACAUUUGUCGCUGGUAAAGCGUGGCCGUGCCCGCGGCAGCACCUUGAUCAAGUUGGCACGAGACAAAGCUAAUGAGCUCAUUCCACGCAGAAGCAACAGUAAUAUCAAGAGAGGCGCAGAGUCGUCGCAGUACCAAGAGCCGCUGCAACUAGUGGAGAGUCCACAACAGCGUGAAUCCAUUACCAGCAUCAACCCCGUUCAGAGGAUAUCGAGCUUCGGAAAGUCGAGGUCCUCAGACAUUGCCGCUAUCAAUACAUCGGUCACGAAUGCCCAGCAUGGCGAAGCUACUAGCGCCGAUUCUCAGAAGAUCAAAGCUGAAGGUGGUCUGCGCAGUCCAUUGCAUCUGCUGAGGAAAGCUCGUAGCAAGAGCGACGUCGGCAAUCGCAGCAGUGCUAAGUCUUCUCCAGGGCUGCACGAGCUGAUGGCCCAACAUGGCGGGCCGCCUGUCAUGAGCAUGGCAUCACCGAAAGCCGAUCCUAUUGCAGAAUUCCCGGGUCUGACAUCGGCCAGGGACAUCGCUCUCGAAGAUGACGACGACUAUGAAGGAGAAGACGACUUGGCGGAACCAGGCAUCAAAAUGGAUCUGAGCGUCCGUGCCGAGAACAUCAUUCCGAAUUCCGAAGGAUUCAAGUAUCACGCGAAGCAACUGAAUCCUCGUCUACAGCCCUAUUUGAUCGAUCGAAUAGGUCACGAACAGAUUCGACGCUACAAGAAGCUGCUUGAUUCACGAGUGAAGCACAAGAAGGCUGUCCUAGGCCGCAGUUGUACCUCCAAAGAUUUCUGUUAUGAGCUUGGUGGUGAGGCGAAACUCCUGACACCACGGCCGAGCAACAAAGACCCGUCGACAGCAGUCGCUCAAUUCUCUGUGCAUGGUCAUGGGGAGGCGGAUAUUGACGAGGAAAUGGACGAAGGCGUUGUGACGCCGGCCUUGUUCCCUCCCGGUAUUCCCUUGCCACCAGUGAAGCGCCUUCCUGCCGAGUUCGAGUGCUUUCUCUGCUUCAAGGUCAAGAAGUUUCAGAAGCCCUCGGACUGGACCAAGCACGUCCAUGAAGACGCGCAGCCGUUCUCUUGCACAUUCCCAAAUUGCAACGACGGCAAAAGCUUCAAGCGCAAGGCUGACUGGGUUCGACACGAGAAUGAGCGUCAUCGUCGUUUGGAGUCCUGGAGAUGCAACGUGCCAGAAUGCAGUCACGUCUGCUAUCGGAAGGACAAUUUCGUGCAGCAUUUGGUCCGUGAGCACAAAAAGAACGAGCCCAAGAACAAAGAUAAGCCAAACGCCAAGAGCAGAGGAAGACAGGAGGAUCACGAGGUUUGGCAACUUGUCGACGCGUGCCGACAAGAGUCCUCUAUCAGGCCACAGGACGAGCCAUGCAAGUUCUGCGGCAACAAACUUAGUAGCUGGAAGAAGCUCAGUGUGCACAUGGGCAAGCACAUGGAACAGAUCGCCAUGCCGGUACUGGACCUCAUCAAGCUGAAGGACGUCACAGCGGACACAAUCAUCAGCCCAAUCGAGCAGCAGAACCUGCUUGGUAAUGGAGGCAAGAAGGGAUCUGGAAAGUCUGCCAAUCCGCAAAUGUAUCUGGGUCAAGGCAUUCCAUUGGAACAGUUCGGCUCCACGCAACUUGCCACAGCAAGCCCUCUUCUGGCCACGCAACAUGAUCCUAGUCUUUCGCCCUACACGCAAAGCGUCCAGUCACAUCACAUUGCGUCUGGCACCCAGUCGCCGGCAAUGAUGCAAGCGAGCCCUCACAUGAACCAUCUGGGGUACAACGAAUCGGCUUACUUCGCGAACGUAGGUGUCAAUGGAGCCCAUGGUCAUAUCGACCAGAGUGAGGCGUUCGAGAAUGCACAUGGGUACGCGCAAGCCGGCUUCACGAAUGCCACAUCCCAUCCUGGACAUUACGCGCACAACAACACGCAGCUGGGAUCGAACUACUCGCCUGCGCAACAAGCCAUGUCCACGCCCAUGUCUGCACAUUCGAUGACGAUGAUGAUGGGUCCUUCGAGCGCAACGAGCUAUGGGCACCCCGAUGCCCAGUACGGACAGCCGGCAGAUAUGGCUUCGUUUCAGAACUACUCAGCGGCAUCACAAACAGCCACUUACAACACUACGGUGACAGACCAGCACUCCUAUGGCAUGCAUGACCAGUAUGCUCAGCAGCAGCAGGACCAGCACCAGCAGCAGAACAUGUAUCACAAUCACUACUGA
Molecule: messenger RNA, 3762 nt
Organism: Cyphellophora attinorum
Lineage: Eukaryota; Fungi; Ascomycota; Eurotiomycetes; Chaetothyriales; Cyphellophoraceae
Exons: 1
Coding region: 1-3762 (1253 amino acids)
Source: RefSeq, a predicted model, not a curated record